Messenger RNA from Eruca vesicaria subsp. sativa (arugula), 216 nucleotides. The record is from the annotation of a GenBank genome assembly. Lineage: Eukaryota; Viridiplantae; Streptophyta; Magnoliopsida; Brassicales; Brassicaceae.
AUGAAGAAGAAAGAUGAGUUUCCGGUUUGUAAAGAAGGAGACUUCAUUAUGGAUCAGUUGGUGGAGAUGGCUAGCAAAGGGUGUGGGUGUUUGCUUGUGGUUGAUGAAUAUCAUCGUUUGAUUGGUACGUUUACAGAUGGUGAUCUUCGUCGGACACUUAAAGCAAGUGGGGAAGGUAUCUUCAAACUCAGUGUUGUUGAAAUGUGCAACAGGUGA